Molecule: messenger RNA, 1657 nt
Organism: Anas platyrhynchos (mallard)
Lineage: Eukaryota; Metazoa; Chordata; Aves; Anseriformes; Anatidae
Source: RefSeq, a predicted model, not a curated record
UAAAAAGGUCUCGGCAGCCGGCGGCUCCAGCUUUUGCUGGCGGGCAGCGGGAAUUGCUUCUCCUGCGCGCUCCUCCAGGAUGGACAAAUUGCACGAGACGCUGAUAAAUAUGGAAGAUGCUUUGGGUUCAGAGCACUCUGUCUGCUUAUCUUCCUGGGACUGGAAAAACACCACCGGGGCUUUCGAGCUGCACUCUGUCUCCUCUCCACACAGCUUGUCCCCGACGCCAUCCUUUGAGUCCUACUCCUCAUCCCCUUGCCCGGCAGCAGCAGAGACCCCCUAUGGUGGUGGCAGCCUGGUGGGAUACGGCCUGGUGGACUUCCCCCCUGCCUACCUACCCAGCCCCGGGCAGGCCCGGCUGCCCAAGGGCACCAAAGUGCGGAUGUCGGCCCAGCGCCGAAGGAAGGCCAGCGAGAGGGAGAAGCUGCGGAUGAGGACCCUGGCCGACGCGCUACACACUCUGCGUAACUACUUGCCCCCUGCCUACAGCCAGAGGGGCCAGCCCCUCACCAAAAUACAGACCCUGAAGUACACCAUCAAGUACAUCAGCGAACUGACGGAGCUUCUCAACAGCGUCAAGCGGGCGUAGACCCCACCUGGAACACCUGCCCUUCUGCCCCCUGGCUCUGCUGUAAAGAGCCUUUACAAAAAACAAACAAACCCAGCAAAAUUUCUUCCUCACCGGAGCAUUGUGACACUGGGUGCCAGAGGAGCAAGAGGGAGGGGGAGUGAGGGUCACUGAUAUACAUAGGACACGAUGCUGGAAGGUGAUGUAGGAUUGCCUUAAAGCUGAGUUACAAGUUGCUGAGAUGGAAGUCUUGCUUUUUUCUUUUAUCUUUUUUUUUUUUUUUUUAAUAAUAAGCUUCUGAGAAAUUUUAAGCUUAGUCGGGUAUUAAAGUUGAAACAAAAAGCUAUCUGAGUUUCCUAGGAUUUACAUAUCACUGUUCUGACUGAUCUUCUGUUUAAUGAGGACAAUAGUAAAUCCAUAGGAUUUAAAGUGAUUUUUUUAAAAGUAAAUAAAAAAAAAUAUAAGGAUAAUAACUGUAUUGGUUUGUAGGCACUUUAAUGUUAGGACAAGGAAGAACAUGUAUAGCUAGUUCAAGUGUUGUCUAUUUAUCCACAUUUCUGCUGUACCUAAAAAUCGAGAAACAGAGUAAUAGUAAGAAAAUCUUUGCUCAUAAACAAAUACAUAUCAAUGUCAUAGUCUGUAUCUUGUGUUAUAUAUCUGAUAAAUAGGUAAAAUCUAGCCAUGACUACUAAAUACUGGAACUGAAAUAUAAGCUGUCAUUGUGUAUAGAUAAAUUACUGUCAAAUUCUAUCUUCUGUAUUAAUAUAUACAGAAACGUAUAUUAUUUCUGUAUUUAAUCUAUAAAACUCUUCACUUCUAUGUCUAAUAAAUUGCAGAAGACGUUUUUAAAUCAACUUUCUAGAACAAAUAAGGCUGAGUUCUUUUCCUCUUCUUUCUCCUCUCUGGCAUGAGAUAAAUUGAUUCGGAUAUCAGAAAAAUGCAAAGUUUUAUCCUCAAGGUAUACUGAAAUGUAGGACUCUGACAACCAUAACAUUUCCUUAAUAAAAGCUGUCAUGUCAGACAUUUCCUACAACCAGUAACAGUCCUGUAAAACACACCCAUUAAAAUUAAAAAAAAAAAAAAAAAAAA